AUGAGGAUCAAAGUUAGUUCAAAUUCUUUUCAAACCAUCCUCUUUCUUUUAAUUCUUGUGGCAACCCUUUGGAUAACCAUUGAAGCUGCUACUUGCCGACCUAGUGGAAGGAUAAGGGGUAAAAAACCUCCUUCAGGAAAAUGCAAUAAAGAGAAUGAAUCUGAAUGCUGCAAACAAGGAGAGUUUUACACCACAUUCAAGUGUUCUCCACCCGUGUCUCGCCGAACAAAGGCUAUCCCAACACUUAACAAUUUUGAGAAAGGUGGAGAUGGAGGUGGCCCUUCAGAAUGUGACAACAAAUUUCACUCAGAUAAGACUCCUGUUGUAGCAUUAUCAACUGGAUGGUUCAAUAAUAGAAAGAAGUGUCAUCACAAUAUCACUAUCUUUGCAAAUGGAAAAAGGGUCAAUGCCAUGGUUGUUGAUGAGUGUGAUUCUACAAUAGGGUGUGAUGCUGAGCAUGAUUUCCAGCCUCCAUGCCCUAACAAUGUUGUUGAUGCCUCUAAAGCUGUUUGGAAGGCCUUGGAUGUGCCAGAAGAUAAGGGUGAAUUUGACAUCCACUGGUCUGAUGCAUGA
This is a messenger RNA of Abrus precatorius (Indian licorice), 573 nucleotides long. RefSeq names its product putative ripening-related protein 2. The transcript has a single exon. The record is from RefSeq and is a predicted model, not a curated record. NCBI's taxonomy places the organism in Eukaryota, Viridiplantae, Streptophyta, Magnoliopsida, Fabales, Fabaceae. The coding region runs from base 1 to 573 and encodes 190 amino acids.